Anopheles darlingi is the source of this 3264-nucleotide messenger RNA. RefSeq lists its product as uncharacterized. Gene Ontology annotation, molecular function: nucleic acid binding. NCBI's taxonomy places the organism in Eukaryota, Metazoa, Arthropoda, Insecta, Diptera, Culicidae. The transcript has a single exon. The record is from RefSeq and is a predicted model, not a curated record. Bases 1 to 3264 code for a protein of 1087 amino acids. Gene Ontology annotation, biological process: DNA integration.
AUGAGUGGAAAUGGUCAGCUGCGAUCUAAAGAGGAGGAACGUUCGUUGCAGCUACUCCACGCACAGACAAGAUUGCUCGUAAAUCGUUACGAGACGGGUCUGAUUUGGAGAUAUGACAACAUCAGAUUACCACCGAGUCGCGAUAUGGCACUACACCGCCACGAGUGCCUAAUUAGAAAGCUGAAAAGAAAUCCAGAAUUAGCGCGAUCGAUGAUAGAGAAGAUGAAGGAAUAUGAGGCAAAGGGGUAUGUACGACGCCUGACAGAGGUUGAAACCCAGAGACGAGGCCCACGGGAUUGGUACCUGCCCAUCUUCCCUGUUACCAACCCGAACAAGCCCGGGAAGGUUCGGGUAGUUUUCGACGCGGCCGCCAAGUCAAAAGGUGUAAGUCUAAAUGACUUCCUCCUUCCAGGACCCGACCAGCUGUCAUCAUUAGUCGCUGUUCUCCAUAAGUUCCGAGAAGGGAAAACAGCACUAGUCGGCGACAUUCGGGAAAUGUUUUUCCAGGUACGGAUGAGAGCAGAGGAUCAGCAGAGCCAGCGAUUCUUCUGGGUAACUGGGGACGACCUCAACGAAAAUCCUUGCCUCUUCGCGGUAGCGGUGAUGACCUUCGGUGCGACCUGCUCACCCAGCAGCGCCCAACACGUCAUGAAUACUAACGCCGAACGGUUCAACGACAAAUUUCCGAGGGCAGUGACGUGCAUCCGGGACGAACACUACGUAGACGACAUGCUGACGAGUACUGAAACCGACGAGGAAGCGCUCAAGUUAGCUCAAGACGUAAGGUACGUGCAUGCGCAAGGCGGCUUCGAAAUCCGCAACUGGGUGUCCAACUCCAAAGAUGUUGUGCAGCAGCUACUCCGAGGCCAAGUGAACCCAUCGAGCGCUCUUAUCCAGGUAACACCCGACUCUCCGAUGGAGAAGGUGCUCGGGUUGUGGUGGGAUACCGACAAGGACGUAUUCCAUUUCCGCCUAAGUCCGCGACACGACAAGGAGCUGCUGCGUGGAUCCAAGGCGCCGACAAAGCGUGAGUUACUGCGAUUCCUGAUGACGAUCUACGACCCGUUAGGCCUUAUCGGUAACUACCUGAUGGGCCUAAAAAUGAUCCUGCAAGAUGCGUGGAGAAGCGGACGGCAAUGGGACGACGCGCUGGACGAAGAGCUCAACGACAAGUGGCGAUCAUGGGUCGCCACGUUACCAGCGCUACAAGAGGUUAGUGUACCGCGGUGUUACCGAAAAAUAACACCCGCCAGCGCCUCCGCACAGCUACACAUUUUCUGUGACGCCGGCGAAGGAGGAAUGGUUGCCGUUGCCUAUUUUCGUUUUAGUACUGGCCAUAUCAUCGAGUGCGCUCUUAUCGGCUCCAAAUCCAAAGUAACACCAUUGAAGCCCACGUCGAUACCUAGGCUCGAACUCCAAGCGGCAAUCAUCGGCACACGGUACGCGCGCCAUAUCUUGGGAAGUCAGCGCAUAAACGUCAGCAGGAGAAUCUUUUGGACCGACUCACGCAACGUUAUUUGCUGGCUGACGUCAGACCAUCGACGGUACACACCUUUCGUGGCCUUCCGUGUUGGCGAGAUCCUGGAGACAACGGAUGCCGGCGAGUGGCGAUGGCUCCCCACCAAAUUGAAUGUAGCCGACGAAGGUACAAAGUGGCGCGACUCCGUGAACUUGCUCCCAUCGAGUCGAUGGUUUCGGGGACCGGAAUUCUUAUGGGAGAAAGAAGAAGAGUGGCCGGCAACGUUAACUGAUCUGAAGGAACCACAGGAAGAGGUGCGAAAAACGAUUGCACAUCAUUCAGUGAAGAAAGAAGAGCCCCCGAUAGAAUUCACUCGCUUCUCCAAAUGGAAGAGAUUACUUAGAGCGACCGCCUACGUUAGUCGUUUCAUAAAUAACGCGCUCAGUAACAGAAGAGGAACGGAGCGAACAAUCGGGACACUAACUUGCGAUGAGUUGUCGGCAGCAGCAAACCUGAUCUACAAGCAAGCGCAGCGAGAAGCAUUCCCAACGCAGCAACCCUAUACACGGAGGGACAGUCCGUUGUUCCAACUUGCACCAGAAACCGACGACCACGGGGUGCUACGAAUGCGCGGACGUCUAGCUCGCUGUCCCAUGGUCGACGCAUCGCUCCAGCGCCCAAUCAUCAUGCCAAGGCGACAUUAUGUAACCGAUCUGUUAAUACAGGAUUACCACGAGAGAUAUUUUCACGUCAACCAUCGCACUGUUGUAAGUGAAAUACGCAGGAAAUACUACAUACCGAAGCUCCUCGUUGAAUACAACCGCAUCCGACGACUGUGCCAACUCUGUAAAAUCCGGAACGCCAAGCCGAGAACGCCACAAAUGGGAGACAUCCCAAACCAACGAGUAGCGGUGUCACAGCGCCCAUUUACUUACUGUGGCAUCGAUUACUUCGGACCCAUGAGCGUAAUGGUCGGCCGACGCACGGAAAAGAGGUGGGGAGUGAUCUUCACCUGCCUUACAGUAAGAGCCAUUCACUUAGAAAUCUCGUCUACACUCACCACCACCUCGUGUAUCAUGGCGAUACGACGUUUCAUCGCCAGUAGAGGACAUCCCGUCGAAAUGAUUAGCGAUUGCGGCACUAAUUUCAUUGGAGCAGCACGUGAAUUGCAAGCCGCAGUAACUGACCGUCACAUAAAGUGGACCUUUAAUCCCCCGGGUGCCCCACACUUUGGUGGAUGCUGGGAACGACUCAUACAAUCCGUCAAGAAAACUAUGGAAAGGAUGGAUUUGCCACGAGUUCCAACGGAUGAGGUCCUAUACACCACACUAAAAGAAAUAGAACUUAUUAUUAAUUCCAGGCCACUUACAUACAUUCCCCUGGACGACGAAGACGCUGAGCCGAUUACGCCAAACCACCUGCUACUCGGCAGCUCGAACGGGGAAAAACCGCCGACGACCCUCGACGACUCGGCAGAAGCGAUACAGGCAUCUUGGAACGCAGCUCAGCACAAUGCAGACGCGUUCUGGAAACUAUGGGUGCGCGAUUAUUUGCCGACCCUCACGCGCCGCACAAAGUGGUUCCAGCCGUCACCCGCAAUCGAAAUAGGGGAAGUGGCGAUUAUCGUCGACAACAACUUACCGCGCAGGUGCUGGCCGAAAGGACGCGUUGUAGAUGUAAGACGGGCCCCCGAUGGUCAAGUGCGUAGGGUAAGAGUCCGAAUUGGAAAUAAUAUUUACGAGCGACCGGCCACGAAAAUCGCGAUAGUAGAUGUCAAGGGUAACCACGCGGACGAAACAAACUAG